GUGCUUCGCAGCAGCGCCACAAGUGCAGCGUGGACACCUGCAGGAGCUACAAUGUCGCGCACAGCACGGAGAUGACCGAGGCUUGGACAGUUCUCCUUGUUGAGAACACGCAGCGCAGUCGCGCCACUGCACAGGCGCUGAUACAGCGCACGUUCCAAGGCCAGUUGCUGCCGCAAGCCUUGAGGUGUGAUGCUUGUGGGGGCCAGAAGGACGUUCUUCAAGAGUCCAGGCCUUUGUCAGCGCCAGAGGUCUUGAUUGUAAGUUUCCCUCGAAACGGAAACGGCCACGUGGACCCGCACACAGGGCGAUGGUGCAAGAAUGAGCGCGAGGUGGACUGCACAGGGCCAGUGGAAAUCAACGGCACCUUGUACAGGUUUGUAGCAUUAGUGGAGCAUAUUGCUUUAGAUUGUGGUGAUGCUGAACAGGGGCACUUUGUGACAUGGACCAUGGAGGGUGGUAGCUGGCUCCGGUACGAUGACACUGCGGUGACACGAAUGUCUGCUUUGCCGAAGAAGGUUGCCAAGAGCGUGGUGCUGGCUGUGUACGAGACUUGCGUCGUGACUAGCUUUGCGACAGAGCAGGCUGCGACUGGGUCAGUUGCUGAUAUGACACCCACAGACCCUGCAGCCAACGCGGAAGAGAAUGCAGCAGGAAGCAUUGCCCCCGCAACGACAGAGCUGGCGUCCACUGUCCUGGACUCGCAGGCUGGGGAGGCACUGCAGUCAACAGCAGGGGUGGACGCAAAAGCGGAGAGCCUUGGCUUGCAGACCUUGCCCUUUGCGGAAACCGCUGAUGGCACCCUGGAGUUCGAAAGGGAUGUGGUCGCUGCCUUGUCCAUCUUCCAAGCCGGUGAGGAUGUAGCUGCUUUUCUCGCGAACCUGCCGGCUUACAGCGUGCGAUCCUUAGCAGAGAUUUUGGCAAUGGAGCAAGCAGACGUGAAGGAGCAGUUGCCUGCUGUGAUUGCCGGGUUUGAAGCUGAUGAGUUUGGCGGGAAGCAGGCAGUGGAGCUGCAGUACCCGCUGUGGCGGACAAGUUUUUACCCAAUCUUGGUCCUCAUGGAGGCAUGGAGUCGGAGCACUGGCAUGCCGACCGUGUUCUACUACGAUGCUUUCUGCGCGCUUCUAAUGGGUCUGCUCCACAAAGAGAUCUGCGUGGAUGUGGCGGGCUACCCGUGUCGCAGCCGAUACUGGGCCAUUGGCACAGCGCGCCCUGGAAGCGGGAAGAGUCCGGCAGUGGACCCGAUGGUUGAAUGCCUUCGCAGCGUGUUGCAAGAGAAUCUGCACCUCGCAGCUGGAUGUGGCUGGGACAAGUUUCAUUUGUUAGGUCCGGGCACGCAUUGUGCGGCUGUCGACAAGCUAAAGGUGACAGAUGGCUACGCCACGCUCAUAGCUG
This is a messenger RNA of Effrenium voratum, 1392 nucleotides long. The record is from the annotation of a GenBank genome assembly. NCBI's taxonomy places the organism in Eukaryota, Dinophyceae, Suessiales, Symbiodiniaceae.